AUGACGGCCGAGAAAAAAGACACGGAAGGGCAGAUGCCCCAUUCCGGUGACGUCGAUGCGGCGUUGGAGUACCUUGAUCAUGAGACUAUGACCGUAAUGACCGAAAUUGAUGAGAAGAAGCUUGUUCACAAGAUUGACUGGUGGAUAGUGCCGCUGAUGUGGGCCUGUUAUAACCUCCAAUACCUGGACAAGACGUUGAUCAACUAUGCCAAUGUCAUGGGUCUCCAAGAGGACACAUCCAUUACCGGUGACCAGUUCUCGCAGCUGGCUCUCGUGUUCUAUGUUUCCUACCUCGCGUUCGAGUUCCCCACCGGCUAUCUCAUGCAACGCCUGCCGACUGCCAAGUAUCUAGGUGCCAAUGUUACCUUGUGGGGUCUAAUGGUGGCUUUAACAUCAGCCGCCCACAACUGGGCUGCACUGGUUUCGUUGCGAGUACUUCUGGGCUGCUUUGAGUCUGCCGUGGCUCCGGCCUUGAUUCUUAUUACGUCGAUGUGGUAUCGGAAGUCUGAGCAACCAGCACGAGUCGCGUUCUGGUACGUCGGCACCGGGACUGGCACCAUCAUUGGCGCCUUGACUUCCUUCGGGUUCCAGCACUACCUCGGCGACCAAUUCACGAGUUGGCAGAUCAUGUUCCUACUUUUCGGGCUUAUCACCAUUGCCGUCGGCAUUCUCGUCAUGGUUUUCAUGCCUGAUAGCCCCAUGUCCUCCAAGCUUAGUCGCGAGGAGAAGAUCUGGGCCAUCGAACGAGUACGAGAGAACCAGACCGGUAUUGAGAACAAGCAUUUCAAACCGUAUCAGGUGCUUGAGUGUUUCCUAGAUCCGCAGACUUGGUUGCUGUGCCUCAUUACUAUUGCCAGUAGCGUUCCGAACGGGGCUGUCAGCAGCUAUCAGGCUACUAUCAUCAAGGGUUUUGGGUAUACCAGCAAAGAGACAGCGCUGCUUAGCAUCCCAAGUGGUGUGGUAGCUUGUUUCUCGGUGAUUACUUCAGGUGUAGUUGCGACGAAGUACAACACUCGUGGACCCGUUGCCAUCGUGAUCAUAUUGAUCGGCGGCAUAUUGGGAGGUUCUCUGUUGGCCUUCUCACCAUCAAACAACAAAGGCGCGCUCCUAACUGGUAACUAUCUCACGAAUAUCAUUGGUUCAUCUCUCCCCUUGCUGUACUCUUACGCUGCGGCGAAUUACGCGGGUCAUACCAAAAAAGUCACCAUGAACGCGGCACUACUGAUGUCCUUCUGUCUCGGCAAUAUCAUUGGUCCUCUAACUUUCAGAGACGCUGACAAGCCUAACUACCUUCCCGCAAAGAUUGCGAUUGUGGCUACCUCUGCGGCUGCAGUGGCCCUUACUGCUGUGCUGAUGGCGUAUUACUCGUGGGAGAAUAAGCGAAGGGAUAAACUGCACGUGGGCCACAAGGAGAAUAGCGAAUUCAUGGACUUGACAGACAAGGAAAACAAGGAGUUCCGAUACCGGUGGUAG
This is a messenger RNA of Neoarthrinium moseri, 1473 nucleotides long. RefSeq lists its product as uncharacterized. NCBI's taxonomy places the organism in Eukaryota, Fungi, Ascomycota, Sordariomycetes, Amphisphaeriales, Apiosporaceae. Gene Ontology annotation, biological process: transmembrane transport. Gene Ontology annotation, cellular component: membrane. Gene Ontology annotation, molecular function: transmembrane transporter activity. The coding region runs from base 1 to 1473 and encodes 490 amino acids. The record is from RefSeq and is a predicted model, not a curated record. The transcript has 6 exons.